CCGAAAUUAAAUUGAAAAUUGCAGCCGAGGAAGGCAAUCCCCUCAAGAUUCUCCCUUCUUCUCCUCCGCGGUUACGCUGUUUCGCAGAACCAUCCUUCGAACCCUAAUUUUAUAUUCCCCCAAUUUCCCCCCUCUCCUUCUUCCUCCAUUCAAACCCUAAUUUCUUCUCGCUCUCUCUUCAACUAUGGCGACCAAUCAGCCUCACCUCAAUGGAGCCUACUAUGGGCCUUCUAUUCCUCCUCCUGCCAAGACCUACCACCGCCACGGCCGCGGCGGCGGCUGCGGCUGCGGCUGCUGCGGCUGUCUCGGCUGCCUCUUCAACUGCUGCUGCGGCUGUAUCUUCAAUCUCAUCUGCCAAAUCAUCAUCACCCUUGUGAUUGUCGUCGGCAUUGCUGUGCUCCUCUUGUGGCUGAUUUUCCGUCCCAAUCUCCUCAAAUUCCACGCCACCGACGCCUCCCUCACGCAGUUCAAUUUCACCACUACGAACAAUAACCUCCAUUAUAAUCUCGCCAUCAAUAUCACCGUCAGGAAUCCGAAUCGGAGGAUCGGGAUCUACUACGACGACAUCGAGGCUGAUGCUUACUAUCAAGCGCAGCGGUUCGGUACGGUGAAUUUGAGCCAGUUUUACCAGGGACACAAGAACACCAGUCUGCUGAGUCCUUCGUUUGUUGGACAGAAGAUUGUUCUGCUAGGAACGGAUGGAGUUUCGUCGUUUAAUUCGGAGAAGAGCUCCGGGAUUUACAGCAUCGAUGUGAAGCUUUACUCGCGGAUCAGAUUAAAGUUCGGUUGGGUGAAAUUUGGGCGCUACAAACUGAAGAUCAAAUGUCCAUUGAAGGUGCCUUUGAGAUCGAAUGGUACUUCUUCAAAUGGUGUGUUCGAGACCACCAAGUGCAGCUAUGAUAUGUAAUCCUCAGAACUGAAUUUUCUUGAUUUCCCCCCUUUUUUCAUUCUUUCUGGAUUGAUCUGCUGUGAUUAUUAGUUCUAGGUUCAUAUCUGCUUUUACUGAUAUCUUAUGAAUUCAAAAUUUUUUUAAUUCAAUGGUGAAAUCCAUGUGCUUUCUUUUUCGUAUUGAA
This is a messenger RNA of Momordica charantia (bitter melon), 1073 nucleotides long. RefSeq names its product NDR1/HIN1-like protein 3. The record is from RefSeq and is a predicted model, not a curated record. Gene Ontology annotation, cellular component: plasmodesma; plasma membrane. Gene Ontology annotation, biological process: defense response to other organism. Lineage: Eukaryota; Viridiplantae; Streptophyta; Magnoliopsida; Cucurbitales; Cucurbitaceae.